Molecule: messenger RNA, 1140 nt
Organism: Opisthocomus hoazin
Lineage: Eukaryota; Metazoa; Chordata; Aves; Opisthocomiformes; Opisthocomidae
Source: RefSeq, a predicted model, not a curated record
AUGGGCCGCGUCAAGCUUCGCCUCGUGACUCACCACCGUCUCACCCCGACCCACCGCUCCCACGCGCAGGGACACCCUUCCCUGGCCGGUCUGGACCGGGAGCUACGUCACGACUUGCUCAGGUGCAUCCUCAAGGAUGCGCACGUUGCCCAAGAUGAGCAGGGCUUCGGGCUGGACCUGGAGGUCUGGAGGUGGAGGAAGGACCUCGACCCCAGCUUCGAGUUAGCUGAUGGAUGCCUGAUCCGGGCAUACAUGGGGGCCUUCGCCGCCGAUUUCGACGAGGACGCUGACCUCAGCGCCCUGCGGUUCCUCUCCGUGAACUCCAUCGUCGACCCCUGGGUCUUCAUCAUCUUCCGCACCUCCGUCUUCCGCACGUUCGUCCGCAGGGUUUGCCGGACGCUGAAUUCCCGCAAAGCCACCCUGAAAGGGCCAGGGCUGCUGCUGCGCUGCCGCCGCGGUCCCCGCGCCCGCCCGCCUUCGCUCUUCCACGUCCUGGUGCUGGCCCUGGUGGUCACCGACCUGCUGGGCACCUGCUCCAUCAGCCCCUUCGUCCUGGCCUCCUACCACCGCAACUGCACCCUGACCGCCCUGGCCCACGGAGGGCACAUCUGCCUCUACUUCGGCUUCGCCAUGAGCUUCUUCGGCCUCGCCACCAUGCUCAUCCUCUUCGCCAUGGCGCUGGAGCGGUGCCUGGCCCUGGGGCAGCCUUACUUCUACGAGCGUUUUCUCAGCCCCCGUGCCGGCUUGGUUGCCCUGUGGGCCCCCCUCGGGCAGCCCCGGGUGGCCGGCGGCGGCGGCAGCCGGCGCAUGUUCUCCAUGGCCGAGGAGGUCGACCAUCUCCUCCUCCUCUCCAUCAUGACCAUCACCUUCGUCAUCUGCUCCCUGCCAUUCACGAUCCGUGCCUACGUGAACAAGUUCAGCCAGCAAAAGGACAAGGGAGACUGGGACCUCCUAGCCCUGAGGUUUCUCUCCAUCAACUCCAUCAUCGACCCUUGGGUCUUCGCCAUCCUCAGGCCGCCGGUCCUGCGGUUCAUGCGCUCGGCGCUGUGCUGCCAGGUCACCCCCGCCAGCCAGGACAGACGGACUCCGUCCCCCGCCAAGACGAAACCGGCAGCACGGCUGGACUCCUGUGGGCAGUAG